Molecule: messenger RNA, 1209 nt
Organism: Nematolebias whitei (Rio pearlfish)
Lineage: Eukaryota; Metazoa; Chordata; Actinopteri; Cyprinodontiformes; Rivulidae
Gene: ghrhrl
Product: growth hormone releasing hormone receptor, like
Exons: 13
Coding region: 1-1209 (402 amino acids)
Biological process (GO): cell surface receptor signaling pathway; adenylate cyclase-activating G protein-coupled receptor signaling pathway; positive regulation of cell population proliferation
Cellular component (GO): plasma membrane
Molecular function (GO): growth hormone-releasing hormone receptor activity; growth factor binding; peptide hormone binding
Source: RefSeq, a predicted model, not a curated record
AUGCAUUCCUUCAAGACCUUGUCCCGUCUGCAUCCUGAGUGCGAAUACAUAUUUCAGCUGGAGAAGGAUGAGCGCCAGUGCCUUCAGUACAUUGCAGAGCUGGGAAACAGAAGUAUGGAAGGUUGCUGGCCGUUCUGGGAUGCUGUCGCCUGCUGGCCUCAAGCAGACACUGGAGAAACGGUCCAGAGAGGCUGUCCUGCAGUUUUCUCUCUUUUCAGGAACAACACAGGGUCAGUGAGCCGAAACUGCACUAGUAGAGGCUGGUCAAAGCCUUUCCCACCAUACCAUGUCGCCUGCAGCGUGGAUGAUGACAUUCCUGAGACUGAGGAGUCGUACUUCGCCACUGUGAAGCUGAUUUACACCAUCGGCUACAGCAUCUCUCUGGGAGUGCUAGCUGUUGCUAUUUUCAUCCUGCUGCUCUUCAGGAGGCUCCGAUGUGCUAGGAACUUUAUUCACAUCCAGCUCUUUCUUACUUUUAUGCUGAAAUCAGUGGCAGUUUUCAUAAAAGAUGCUACUUUGUUCUCAAGCGAUGACACCAACCACUGCACCCUCUCUACGUUUGCCUGCAAGGCUUCUGUGGUUUUCUGUCACUACUGUGUGAUGGCUAAUUUCCUUUGGCUCCUGGUGGAGGCGCUCUACCUCAAUUCGCUGCUGCUCUCCUCCUUUUAUCACAGCCGUCGAUGCCUCUGGGGCUUCGGCUUGCUUGGAUGGGGUGUGCCUGUCUUCUUUAUAGUUCUGUGGAUUGGAUCCAGGGUGUACUUUGAGGACACAGAAUGCUGGGACAUCAAUGAGGACUCGCCCUACUGGUGGAUCAUCAAGGGACCAAUUGUUCUCUCUAUAGCGGUGAAUUUUAUGCUCUUUGCAAAUAUAAUCAGAAUCCUGGUACAGAAACUCAAUCCUCGGCUGAUCCAGUUCAAUAACUCCUCUCAGUACAGGCGACUGGCCAAGUCCACCCUCCUCCUCAUCCCUUUGUUUGGAACCCACUACAUGUUCUUCAGCUUCUUGCCCGACUACUUCAGCGUUAACCUGCGCCUCUGUAUUGAGCUCUGCAUGGGAUCUUUUCAGGGGCUUCUUGUUGCCGUCCUCUACUGCUUCCUCAAUCAAGAGGUGCAGAAGGAGGUCCACAUCCAGUGGCUGAGGUGGCAGGAGAGGCGUUACGGGGUGGUUUCACCUGCUGCGAAGGGGAGCCAGAUGGACACGCCCUUCUGA